AUGGCACCCGACAUUACCCCAAACAUCUUUCUCACCACCACAGGUUCUCCAUCAGAUCAAAAGACGACAAUCUUCUUCAUCUCCGGUAACCCCGGUCUGAUCGGCUACUACCACCCAUUCCUGUCUCUACUCUCGAAGUAUCUAGACAAGCCAAAAGAGGAUCAUUCAUCAAGUUCACCGUCAUUUCAAAUCUACGGCUGUUCUCUCAGCGGCUUUGAAAUAGACGAACACCAUCCCUCGCCAUCACCGAACAAUAGCAUCGAUCUCGACCUGGAAGGUCAGAUCUGCUUUGUUCAGGAAAAGCUCGCUGCCCUGAUGGGAGAUGAAGCUAACAGCAACGGCAACGGUAAAGGUAAAAGUACUGCCGAUGCUGGAACUAGGCAAAAAGUCAUCCUGAUCGGACACUCCGUUGGCGCAUAUAUCGCCAUGGAAGUCCUAAGACGGCACCGCGAAGCAAGCCCAGAAAGCACCUUCGAUAUCGUCGGUGGGGCGAUGCUCUUCCCAACUGUCAAGGAUAUCGCAGCGUCGCCUUCAGGGCAGAAAUUGACGACUCUACUUUCGAUCAUUCCCCGUCUUGCUGUGGUGGUUAGUUUCUUCGCUCGACUACUUACACUCCUGCUCCCGGCAUCACUUCUUCGAUCUGUGGUUUGGCUCGUCAUGGGUGAUCCCCCGGUUCAUGCUUUGGAUACUACGUGUGCUUUUUUAAAGAGCCCGCGUGGGGUACGGCAAGCUUUACAUAUGGCUGCCGAUGAAAUGCGGACUAUCACUUCGGACAAAUGGAGUGACGAUGUCUGGGGCGCUGCAUCGGCGCAUGAGCCUAUCGCGAAGCUGUUUUUCUAUUUUGGUCGUAAUGAUCACUGGGUAGCUGAGCAGACGAGAGAUGAAAUUGUUGCGGUGCGUGGGCGGAAGGGAGGGGAGGCUGGACCGACUAUGAUUGUUUGUGAAGAGGGUUUGCCGCAUGCCUUUUGUUUGAAACACAGUGAUGUGAUGGCGCGAAAAGUUGCGGGGAUGAUUGGACAGAUUGUGGCAUAG
This is a messenger RNA of Penicillium vulpinum, 1032 nucleotides long. RefSeq names its product bifunctional triacylglycerol lipase/ester hydrolase. Gene Ontology annotation, molecular function: lipase activity. The record is from RefSeq and is a predicted model, not a curated record. Gene Ontology annotation, cellular component: lipid droplet. Gene Ontology annotation, biological process: lipid storage. The transcript has 4 exons. The coding region runs from base 1 to 1032 and encodes 343 amino acids. Lineage: Eukaryota; Fungi; Ascomycota; Eurotiomycetes; Eurotiales; Aspergillaceae.